Messenger RNA from Austrofundulus limnaeus, 563 nucleotides. RefSeq names its product protein TsetseEP-like. The annotation marks the transcript as partial. The record is from RefSeq and is a predicted model, not a curated record. NCBI's taxonomy places the organism in Eukaryota, Metazoa, Chordata, Actinopteri, Cyprinodontiformes, Rivulidae. The transcript has a single exon.
AGUCUGAACCAGAGUCUGAACCGGAGUCUGAACAGGAGUCUGUACCAGAGUCUGAACAAGAGUCUGUACCAGAGUCUGAACAAGAGUCUGAACAAGAGUCUACACCAGAGUGUGUACCAGAGUCUGUACCAGAGUCUGAACAAGAGUCUGAACAAGAGUCUGAACAAGAGUCUGUACGAGAGUCUACACCAGAGUCUGUACCAGAGUCUGAACAGGAGUCUGUACCAGAGUCUACACCAGAGUCUGUAACAGAGUCUACACCAGAGUCUGUAACAGAGUCUACACCAGAGUCUGAACGAGAGUCUGAACGAGAGUCUGAACAAGAGUCUGAACCGGAGUCUGAACAGGAGUCUGUACCAGACUCUGAACAAGAGUCUGAACGAGAGUCUGAACAAGAGUCUGCACCAGAGUCUGAACCAGAGUCUGAACAAGAGUCUGCACCAGAGUCUGAACCAGAGUCUGAACCAGAGUCUGAACAAGAGUCUGAACAAGAGUCUGUACGAGAGUCUACACCAGAGUCUGUACCAGAGUCUGUACCAGAGUCUGAAAAAGAGUCUGAACCA